Nicotiana attenuata is the source of this 552-nucleotide messenger RNA. RefSeq lists its product as uncharacterized. Bases 1 to 552 code for a protein of 183 amino acids. The record is from RefSeq and is a predicted model, not a curated record. NCBI's taxonomy places the organism in Eukaryota, Viridiplantae, Streptophyta, Magnoliopsida, Solanales, Solanaceae. The transcript has a single exon.
AUGAAGGAUUUUGAGAAGUUUAACGAUGGCGAUUUUGGAAGGAAAAAACCAAGAAAGCAAGCAAAUUCUAAUAUAUCAUCGGAGCCUGAGAAUCCUACCCCUGAUUCACCCUAUAUGUCAUCUCCUAACUUAUCAUCAUUCUCACUAAAUUUAAAUGAGGAUGUUGCAGGUGAUUCCACAUCAUCACAACGGCCUAGUGGAGUGAAGAAAUCAAAAAUGAAGAGAAAAAUUGACGAAGAAUAUAUGAAGACAAUCCAAUCAGAUAAUAAUCGGAUGGUUGAGGCGAUGAAUAAUGCAACCCAGGCAAAAAUGGAAGUCUUGACUGUUCUAAAGGAAAAAGUAAGAGUAAAAGAAAUGAAAGAAGAAAAUAAAAUUUUAAUGAUGAAUGUGGAUUCUAUUGUCGAUCCGGCUCGUCGUGAAUUUAUGCGACAAGAACAACAACGAAUAAUGUAUAAAAGAAGUCAAGAAUAUUCACAGUCGCAACCACAACAAUCCUCAGCCCCAUUCAGUAAUGAUUUUGGUGUAUCUGGAAACGACAUAGGUCCCUACUAA